Messenger RNA from Epinephelus fuscoguttatus (brown-marbled grouper), 1039 nucleotides. RefSeq lists its product as uncharacterized. The coding region runs from base 86 to 1039 and encodes 317 amino acids. The transcript is spliced from 6 exons. NCBI's taxonomy places the organism in Eukaryota, Metazoa, Chordata, Actinopteri, Perciformes, Serranidae. The record is from RefSeq and is a predicted model, not a curated record. Gene Ontology annotation, molecular function: nucleic acid binding.
GGUCGCGGUGCAAAUGUAGGGAGUAUGACUUCAAGAUUACUCUGGUUAACGACCACUACGCUCAACCUGACUACGCUUGUUACUAAUGUCAGACAUGUAUUCUGCACUGAGUGAUGAAGAGCUGGAUGUCAUCAUUGCAGAAAUCCACCAAAGUCACCCUAACACAGGAUACAGGAUGAUGAAGUCAUUCCUUCAUGCCAGGGGACUGCUAGUGCAAAUUACAAGAGUACAUGACUCCUUAAAAAGAGUGGACCCAAUUGGGAAUGAAGUGCGGGCCAUGGCCAAUCGGACACUAAGACGGAGGCAAUACUCCACACCAAAUGCAAUGUGGCACAUAGAUGGAAAACACAAAUUAAUACGCUGGCGAUUUGUUGUUCACGGUGGAAUAGAUGGCUUCAGCCGUUUAAUUGUGUAUCUGUCUGCUGCAACGAACAAUCAGGCAUAUACCGUGUUGGAGAGCUUCAUUGAUGGCAUCGACAAAUUUGGUUUGUCAUCAUGUGUGCGCUCUGACAAGGGUGGUGAGAACAUUGAGGUUGCCCAAUUCAUGGUGAAACACAGAGGAGAGAGCCGGAACUCUCACAUUACUGGAAGGAGUGUCCAUAACCAGCGGAUAGAAUGCCUAUGGAGAGAUGUGUACAUCCAAGUCCUGGACCCAUUCCAUGUUCUCUUUCGAAACCUGGAGAGAGAAAGGAUGUUGAAUCCUGAUGAUGAGAGUCAUCUUUUUGCACUCCACUGGGCUUUUCUGCCUCAACUACAAGAGAUAAGGUACAACAAGGCCCAUAUCCGCACACGGAAUAUUGUAGAGCGCACCUUUGGAAUCUUGAACAGCAGGUUCCGUUGUUUGGAUCGCACUGGAGGAGCACUGCUGUACAGGCCAGAAAAAGUGGCCCAGAUUGUAGUGACCUGCUGCAUGCUACAUAACAUCGCCAAGCAACACGGGCUGGAGCAUAAUGCCAUGCCGGAGGAGAAUGCCGACCUGCCCAUAUUGGAGCAACAACCCAAUGCUGCGGGGAUGCAGACAUGCAGCAAUCUCAUUUGA